Messenger RNA from Pocillopora meandrina, 20435 nucleotides. Lineage: Eukaryota; Metazoa; Cnidaria; Anthozoa; Scleractinia; Pocilloporidae. The record is from the annotation of a GenBank genome assembly.
AUGAAUUUUAACUCGUGGAACGUGUUUUGGCGCUGGUGUUUUGCAUCAUUAGCGACUUUGAUUGUUUUUGGAAAUAAUUUAACCAUCUGGAUAUUUCUUGAACAGAGACGUCGCAAACGUGCUUCUUUUCUUCUAAUCAGCUUGUCUUUUGCUGAUUUACUGGUUGGAUUGUUUUCAAUCCCUCUUUUGAUAACAGCAUAUGAAACAUCUUCGGUGGCUAUACGCAAGAUAUUCUUUCUUGUUGACGUUUUCACAGCCUUAGCUUCCAUCUACACCCUUGGCGUCAUUUCCCUAGAGAGGAUGUCUGCCGUCGCUUGGCCUCAUCAUCACAGAACUUUGAAACUUCGUGCUUACACCUUUGCCGUUGCCACACCGUGGAUCAUGGCAGCAAUAUUCGCUGUUCUAUUUUUAACACUUGACAAUAUACUGGGUCUUCUUAUUGUUUGUCCUACCGCGCCUCUUUUAGUUAUGUGCAGUGCAUAUCAUGUUAUCUGGAAGAAACAGAGAUCAUCGAUAGGUAACCAAAAUCAUUUCGGCUUAAGAGAAGCGAGAUUAACAAAGACUUUAUUUCUGAUAGUAGGAGCUUCUCUUUUCGCCUGGCUUCCAUUUCAAAUUCUGAAUGUAUUGACAUAUUUAGGCGUGACCGCAAUUUUUCCUCAUUUGCAAUUGACUGUCUUGCUCGUUAGGUUAUUACAAUUUAGCAAUUCUCUUGUAAACGUGGUGAUCUAUCCUUUCCGAAUGCCAGAAUUUAGGAAUACCCUUUGGCGGAUAUUGCGCUGUUACCGUCGAUUCAGCUCUCGGGUCCAUCCGCUGGCUGGGUCUGGGUCAGUUAUAUCCCUUUUACGACUCACAAACUUCAUGUUUUCCUCACAGAACCCCAAUCAGGAUAGCCCAGUUUGAUUCCUUUUUUUAAAUCUCUAGUCUUCGAUUAACAUCGCAACAUGCAUAAACAUAAAAAAUAAAUUACAGCACGUUUGGGGUUCUGUUUGCUUUUCAGCUGAGACUGUCAGAGUAGGAUUGGAGUAAGGCUUAGAUUUAUAGUGUAGGGUUGAUAAAGUUUCCUAUUGUUUAUAAUUAGAAAAGGAAGCACAUCUAAAUUCUUCUUGUUACGCAAAUACUGCAUACAGGAAUUCUAAGUGAUCAAUGUCUUCAGAACUGCCGGGGAAAAUGUUUAUUGAAGAGCAAAGUCUGAUUUGAUAAUAUUCUAAUUUUUAAUGAAUUUUAAACAUACAAUGAAAAUUAAAAAUACCCUUAUCCCAUAAGUAUUCAUCUCCAUGCACUCGAUUUGGAAAAGAACAAAAAAGAUAAGAUUGGGUAUAUAAAAGCUCUUUGAUAAAUUUGAAAACAAAUAUUUGGAUAGACAUAAGCAUUUGGAUAUAUCAAGCAUUUGCGCGAAACCGACAAUCAUUCAAUAAAAAUGAGAGAUAACAUGAUGAUUCAUAUUUGGAAGAAACUACAUAUAAACGUAAUUUUUCAUUCAUUAUCUAGCUUGAGUCGUAGAUUAAGUUAAAAGGGAUGUUACUAAAACCAAGAACGGGGCACUGUUGGAGGGGUAUCGACAUUUCCUUAAACAACGCAUUACUGUAUUUUACUACCAAAUUUGAUUACCCCUCAAUUUCUUUUCUCAUUUAAAUUUAAGGACUCAACAUAAUUUUCAUAACAGAUUCUUAUAAAUACCCUCGAAAUACUUUGAUUAGAAAAUUGUACUUCGGCAGCGCCUAUAUGCUAUAUAACAGAGAAAAACAAAGCGUUCUAAAAUACAACAAACCACAAAUGGCAACCUUGGGUUCUCUAUUCAAUCGUAUUUAGUAAGACUUAGAGUGAAAGUUACCUUUGACUGUGUAUUUACUCUGUUUCCGCCUGUUCAUCCGCCAUGUUGGAUAUUUAUGAGAAUUGUCAUGUCUCAGACUCCCGUUCCCCGUUCCUCGCUCCCUAUUCCUGAUUUCAGUAACAUCCGGUUAAAACCGCACAGGAGUACACAAUCUUUUUUAUUGUGAUCAAGGGAUGCACCAGGAGACUUAAAGUUACAAUUGUAACACAAAUCAUGCAAUUCUGUCGAGUGGUUACCGUCUGUUGUACUUGGAAAAAUUUGAAUACUCUCCAUGUUACUCUACGUUCCCGCGACUUUCAACUCUUCUCAGCAUUAUUUACCUCACCACUUUUCUAUUUCCUAUAAAUGAGAAUUUACAAGAAUAGCCUUUAGGAAUAGUUAAUGGUAAUAUUUCGUAUUAUAUCAUUUCAUAUUCCCGACCAUUGGUAAAUGGCUUGAUUUCCUGUUGCCCGCGACAGAACUUUCCGUGGUCAGUGGAGUAACACUAUCUUGCAGGGAAGCUCCGGCACGAUACGCCUGUGCGCGUUCAGAGAAGAUUAUCAUACACUGAUCCAUCAGUGGUGGACCAGCAUUGAAGAGUUGAUUUUAAAGGUACUAUUAUCAAGGUACUACUGAUUGGAAGUUACAUGUAAUGCAAUUCGCUUUAGAUAACAGCAUUUGUAGCGAAAAUUACUUAUCUGCUUAUGCUCAUUCGGCAGUCAUGACGCGGACAUUAGCGAAAUAUUUUAAGCGACGCUGUUCCUGGGAGAAUCAUACACAGAACCUAAGUUGUUUUACGAUUUUGACAUAUAGAUAUUCAUACUCUUCAGGUUGGAGAAUAUGUAAGGAAAUACUGGAAGACCUCGUAUAAUUUUUGGGUUCGUAACAUUCUAUAGGUAAUGGUAGCUUGACAAGAGAUUAUAAGCUGUUUAGAUCGGUCGUUCCUAUUCCAGUAUUGAUAUGCCGGUUUCUGGCUUUAUUCCUUCUAAAACCAAACCGUGAAUAGAAACUUCAAGGAAGUAACGUACCCUUUUUAAUUUCGAAAGAUAUCGAAGAUCAGUAGCUUGAAAAAAUAAACUGAAUCGAUUGUCAAACAUUGGCGGAUUAUGUAAGGCGCAUUAACAGGUCAAACGUGAGUUCAAUUUAAAUUUCGAAACCUACCUUUUUAUUUACAACAACUUUUGAAACCAGUUUAUUUUAUGGCUAUAAUUUGUGCAAUAGUCCGCGCUUUCCAUCGGUUUACUAGUGCAAUAAACCACACGGGAUGUUGGGAGAACGUGAGAACAGUUUGUAAAUUGAAGGUAACACGAUCGUGGUAACACGAUCGUGGUAACACGAUCGUGAACAAACUUUUAGAACAAACUUUUAGGUUGAACAAACUUUUAGGUUGAAAAGGUCAUAGACAGGCCUACACAGACUCCACUGUGUGGUUUUACGUUUGCGACGCAAAAGCCUUUAAUUAAAGUUUCGCUCUGACGAGUAUGUCUUUGAGCGAUUUACCUCUUUUGUAUGAUAUAAUCGGAGGCGUUUUGUAAAUUGUUUUCAGCAGUGGCUGGUUUUGGAUGAGGUUCCAUUCUUGCAUCAAUGUUUGUUUUACAUUUUUAACCCCUGGGUGGUAUGCUGUCAUAAAAGGCAAUAUUUUGCCUUUAGUUUUUUUGGUUUAUUUUUUAAGUGUCGACUGCCUUGCGGCAAACGAAACCUCAGAUAACGUUUUUUCAAUUAGGCUUUUUGGGUAACCACGUGCUUCAAGUUGUUGAAGUCCUAAAUGUAAUAACUGCCCUAAAUGUAAUAAAGUCCUAAAUGUAAUAACAUUUAGUCCUAAAUGUAAUAAGCCUCUUAUGCAAUAGUUUAUCUCCUGCAGUGCAUUGUUGUUAUGGCGGACAUCCACAUUGAUAUGUUAGUGACCGCUGUUGCUAAAAAAAACCGCUGACCAGUAUACAUGUCACAUUAUGGGCCUGCUGAUAUCAAUCAGCGUCUUUUUACUUGCUAGACAUAAGAAAUAUCAGCAGUCGAAGUAUGGUCCUUAUAGCGGUUUAUUGAUCGAGUUGAAGAAAAUCAUUUCCAGCCCAAAGUGGGCUAGUGCUUGGCUGGAAGCUCAAUAGGAUGGAAUCGAUUGGUACGUAACCAUUAAGAUUUUUUGGAAAAGAAAUUGACUACAAUUGAUGAUGAACUAGCAUGCUAUUGUUGAUGUUAUCGUUCGUGUUAAAGUCUUUAGAAGUGAUACACCAUUUUAGAGCAGUUUGAAUGAUUUCGCUGUGUCACAUGUUAAUCCAAAAGAAAAUUAUUAUUACCAGUAGCGUUAUUGAAAUUUUGCACAUCAAUGUUAUUCAGUGUCAAUUGAUUCUAAUGAAGCAUUUGAGUUCAUUUUUAAGAAUGACUAUCCUGAUUUAUUCAAUUUUGAACCUGGGGUAUUGCAUUUCCAGCCCUCUAUGGCUUUACUCCACCUCAGUAAUCAGUUCAUGUACCAUAUGACUAUAAGUGGAAACUGUUGAGCUUUCUUUUUACAUUCAUCUAUUUAUCUAUUCAUUUUCUCCCCUCACGGCGGGAAGAAGAGGUGAAGACAAAAAAUGAAAUAUAAACUUGAGAUCAACUUUAAGAUGUAUGUUUUCCUAAUAUUUCGGUUCGGGAACUGAUGAACCCGUCAUAAGGGGCUAAAGGAAAAAAAUGAAUGGUUCAUUAGACCGCCAACUGACCAUCAUGUGUUGAAUGGUGUAGCUCAAUGGUUCAAUUUGACUCUUGCGUGGAAAAAGGCAACAUGUCGAGACCUGUGAUCGUGAAAUGGGAUAACAUAUCAUUGGUCAGUCGAUAUCUUGCUCUGCAAGUCACAUUAUCAUAUAGCUAGCAGCGCACGCGGGCAAGAUGAAGUGAAUCCUGUGUUCUGAUUGGCUACCUGAGCGGGCAUGAUGGGCCCACCCUCGCCCGUUCGGGAUCCCCCGUAUUGAUCCCACGCAAGAAAACUUACAAAGUUCGUAACUUUUGGACAAUAUUUUCAUAUAUGCAUAGAAAAAAUAAACGACCCUCUUGGGUUUAUUGUGCUGCAAACACAGUUGGCUUUCACUAUCAGCUCUCGAAAUAAACAGGCCAUUCUUGAUUCUUAUCAAAGCGAAAUCUUUUGCUAUAUAAUGAAUCCUUUAAUGAUUAAGCCAAGAGAAUAUAAACUCUCUUGUAUGGUCAAGAUUACUGGAUAUUAGCCUCGUUCUUUUUCUACUUUUCUACUACCGUGACUUCGUCUCAGUCCAUAAAAACGCAAAAGAAAAAAGAACUCGGCCAAUAUAUAGCCAUUUUGAGCUCACGUUCGGUCAAUAACGCAUAUGAAUAUAUCUUAUGCAAACCCGUACAAAUCUGGCAAGGGAAGACAGUACAAAAAAUGCCCUACUGAGCCCAGAAUUUGUCUAACGUAUAAGUCGGUGAACUUCUUUUUCCUUGUAAUUUGGUUCAUCAAGUGUUAACUUCAGCACUGAGGACAGAAGUAUUUCGUCAAAAUCUGUUACAGUUAAGAGUCUGAGCCAAUGAUAUAGAGAGAGCUAUUAGUCAACGUUCUCGUUGCUUUUGCGUCCGUCAAUUUGAUGCCAAAAGCACAUCAGUAUUAGAAUAAGGUUUUGUAGCCAAUGCUUCUCAACCUACGUCUUUAACAAAUAAAAAGCCGCUGAUUAAUAUCAGUGAGCCCGCAAUAUUCCAUAAAUAUUGGUCAGAGGAUUCUUUGGUGCAACAGCUGUCACUUUAACAUCUCAAUGUUAGUGCAGUUAAACGAUUGCAUAGGAGGCUUAUUACAUUUAGGACCGAACGUUAUUACAUUUAGGGCUUUAUUACAUUUAGGACCAAAUGUUAUUACAUUUAGGACCAAAUGUUAUUACAUUUAGGACUUUAUUACAUUUAGGAAAGUUAUUACAUUUAGGACUUCAACACAAGUCGUGUUUUGAAGUUACACAUGGCCUCCUGGAAAUUUCUUUCCGAGGAGUUUGUUCUUAGAAGUCUGAUAGCUUCUCCUUUAAUAAAGCCUUUCUUAACACCUGGCGGGUGGCAAGAUGAAUAGUGUGUAUAUUGAAAGGUCUCGGUCGGUUUGUUGUGAGUUUUGACGUCGAGGAUAGCUUCGUUUUGGAAUCUUUCACCUUUGUAGACAACCGUGUCUAAGAAUGUGAUUUCAGUCUCUGAGAUUUCAGCCGUGAACUUUAUAGUUGGAUGGAACGUGUUAGCUUGUUCUAUGAAUAGAUCAAUGUCUUGUUUACGAACAUCCCACAGGGAGAAAACGUCGUCAAUGUAACGCUUCCAUACUCUCGGCUUGAUACUGCUUUGGUGAAGCAGUUUUGUUUCAAUUUCUGCCAUAAAGAGAUUGGCGAAAGCAACCGCCAUUCGUGUUCCCAUGGCAGUUCCAAAACAUUGGAGAUGAAUGAACUGGAACGAAUUUUCUUUCAGUAUAAGCCCGAGCAUUUGUUUUAAGUAGUGGGACGGAAUGGGAGGGCUGUUAUUGUGGUAUUUCGUAUGCUUGGCAUACUAUUGUGAUACCCUCUUCUUGUGGGAUGUUUGUGUACAAGCUUGUUACAUCCAUUGAUACUAAAAUAGUAUCAUUUGACACUUGCGUUUUCUCUAUAAAGUUGAUGAAAUCAGUCGUAUCUUUGAGAUACGAUUUUUGCUUUUGAGCAAUAGGCUGUAAUAAAUGAUCCACAAAGGAUGAUAUUCUUUCAGCUAGUCCUUCGCAGCCCGAUAUAAUCGGUCUACCCACUGGCAAAGAUUUGUGGAUUUUUGUUAAAGUGUAGAAAAUCGGUAUUCUGGGCGGAUUGGGAGUCUGUGAAAGCCACUUUUUUGUCAUAUCGUCUAUAUUUUUGCCAUUGUGCAGUUGAACAAUAAGCUCAUUAACUUUUUUCAAUGUGUCAGUGACCAUGGGGUUUUCAAGAGGUCGGUAGUGGUCUCUGUUGUCGAGCUGAAACUGGGCCUCUUGAAUUUUGACCCUCUUGUUGAGAAUCACUGUUGUGGUGCCUUUGUCAGCACGUUUAAGGUUGAUGGCAGUAUUGUUUUGCAGUUCUUUGACUGCUUUGUGUUCGUUGUAUGACAGGUUGUGUUUUGGCUUUGUUAUUUCUAUUUCAGCAAGGCUUAACUUGAUAUUUUCGAAGUAGCGUUCAAGGGCAAUAGAAGGUUGUACUGGUGGUAUCCAGUUUGAUUUGAUGUGGAAAGGAUGUGGUUCCUUGUCAUUCCCGUGGAAUAUGUAUCUAAGUCUCAUUCGCCUAGCGAAUUGUUCGAAGUCACGCAACAAUUGUUGCCUGAUCUUAUUUUCAUUUGUCACGGGUGUUUCAAUAAAUUUAAGCCCUUUUGCUAACACGCUGACUUGGUGAUUAGUUAAUGUAUUGUCUGAAAGGUUUUUAAGAUAUUUUUCAUUUUUCUCCCUUUCUGUAGUCACUCGCUUGUGUAGUGUAUUUUUUCUACGCUUUUUGCGUUUAUUAUUCUUGGAUAGCCUUUUUGCUGCAGUGGGUUUGGCGACUGAUUUUUCAGAGAUGACACUGUUGUAUUUUUCAACAUGUUUAUUAUCACUCUGAAAGCGUGUACAUAUAAGAUCCUUCAGCUCUGAAAGCUGAUUUUCUAUUUUGUCUAUCCUGUCGACAUCAGUAUUUACAGUGUUCCUCAAGGGCGAACGUGAUCUUUCACGUGUAUUUACAUUGUAUUGUGAUCGAGACUUGGCAAUAUUAGCCUUUUCAAGUUUGUUCUUGUGACUAACAAGUCUACGCUGAUGGAAGCGCACUAGGGCGCUAACGUAUUGUUCUUCGGCGUGACUUUUAAUAGCGCUUAUUUCCUGUAGAAAGGUUUCGUCAGGCGUGACGUUUGCCUUCGCCUUGUAUUGAAGCGACUUAGGGCAAGUCUUUUGUUGUAAGUGUCUCUCCAGUUUUUAAAAUGGAGGUUUCAGUUUUUUGCUUCUUGAACUGGAUAGCACUGAUGGUGUCUUCAUGUUUCCUCUUCCUUGGCUGUCGCGUGGAUCGGCUAUUCCUCGGAAGGUUUUCUUUUUGACGGCUUUCUUUUUUAAGGCGUAGACCUUCGUUGCUGCGUUGUUUGGCUAAUUCAGCUUUAUGCCUUGGCUCGAGUUGUGAUGCUGGAGGGCUAUCCUCUGGGUCCGAUUCUAGGUUCGGAUCAGUGUACGUUAAUUCCAUCUCCUCGUCCAGAUUUGGAGAUUUAAGAGUUUGUUGGAGCUUUUUUCAAUGAAGUCUAUCAUGAGUGUUGAGCAAAGCGCCUUCACUAAGUAAUGAAAACUAAAACUAACCUUAUAAAUGUCUCUUGAUUCGUGUACUUGUGUCUAUGCGGUAUAUAUAUAUAUAUGAAACAAGAGAUUAUAAACUGUAGAUAAUCUCUUGUAUGAAAGUGAUCCACAGUAACUUCGCAAUUUCAACUUUCGCUUACAUAAUCUUAAGCGUAUUUCUUUCUUUCUUUCGUGAUAAAGGAUCACACAAUAGAAGAAAAGGUUUCUGAAUUUUCCUUAGACUACGAGCAGUUUCCCCUUCUAGGCGAAGUCCGUCGUGCAAGUCAAAAAAAAAUUAAAAAAAUUAAAAAAAAAAUUGAUUUCAGCGUGCCGCGGGGAGCUCUGGGAGCGACUUCUUUUUUACUUGCGCGACGGGCUUCGUAGAAAGGAGGGACUAUUCAUGGCAAAAAGUUUCUUGUCAUCAUUUGACCAUAUCCGACACAACAAAAGAAUAAAAUUCGAACAUCGAGGUAGCCCAAAGGUCACCCUCUUUUCUUCUGAUUUGAAAUUAAACUCGCUUUGCAAACUCGUUCUCUUUUGAAAUCCAAGUGAAUGAUUCGUACUCCACAAACAAACAAACAAACAAUCAAGCAAAAAAAGAAAAAAAAACAAGGACAACAACAAUAACAACAAAAAAAAAACACCAAAGCAAGACUGAAUAAAACGUGGUUUAUUGGUUUCUUUAGAAACAGAAAUGAUGUCAUCACGACAAGAAAACGAAAAAUUACUUUGUUACUUGUCACAUGGAAAAAGAUGGUUAAAUCAUUUGGUAUAUUUUUGUAAUUUUUUUUAUUUUUCUACAAAAAGGGUAAUCGUGUUGCAUCGUGGGAGGAAAAAACAGUUUGCUAUGGAUUUGAACUCGUGGAACACGUUCUGGCUCCUGUGUUUUGGAUUGUUGGCGAUACUGAUCGUCGUUGGAAAUACGCUAACCAUCUGGAUAUUUCUGAAGCAGAAACAACGCAAACGAACUUCUUUUCUUCUAAUCAGCCUGUCUGUUGCUGAUUUACUUGUGGGAUUGUUGACCAUCCCUCUUUUAAUAGCAGGAUAUGAAGCAUCUUCGGUAACUGAGCGCAUGGUAUUCCGCCGUGUUGACGUUUUCACAGCGUUAGCUUCCAUCUACACCCUUGGCGUCAUUUCCCUGGAGAGGAUGUUUGCCGUCGCUUGGCCUUAUCGUCAUAGAACUUUGAAACUUCGUGCUUACAUCUGUGCCAUUGCCACACCGUGGAUCAUGGCAACCAUAAUCACUGUUUUAGUUUUCACUCUUAUCAACGUAUGGGGCUUUCUUAUUUUUUGUCCUGCCGCGCCUCUUAUAGUUAUGUGUCUCGCAUAUUAUGUUAUCUGGAAGAAACAAAGAUCAUCGAUGGGUAACCAGAAUCAGUCAAGAGAGGCUAGGUUAGCAAAGACUUUAUUUUUGAUAACGGGAGCUUCUAUUUUGACUUGGCUUCCAUUUCAAAUUCUUAAUAUAGUGCUACACUUUGGCGUUACAGAAAAUUUUUUGUACUCGACAUUGACAAUCCUACUCGUUAGGGUCUUACAAUUUAGCAAUUCUCUCGUGAACGUGAUAAUUUAUCCGUUUAGAAUCCCAGGAUUUAGGAAAACUCUUUGGCGGAUGCUCCGCUGUCAUCAAAGGUUCAACGAUCGGGCCCUAACGCCAGCCGGGUCAAGGUCUGUUGUGUUACCAGCGAACUCUAAUCAGGAAAUUGCACUGUAAAUCAAUCAGUGUCUUUAAUUUUAGAUAAACUUAUCCUCUCUAAGUAUGGGAGUGGGAUUUAUGUAAGGCUUAGUGCUGGGAUAGGUUAGAAAUUGAGAAGAGGCACAUAGUCUCUUUUCGUAGAGUCAAGCAUCUCAUCAGGGGCUUUAACAUGUUAAAAUGUGUCUGAAGAGAGAAACGUCAGACCUUGUCUGGGAACUUCCCUUUCGCUUCUAUUCUUCUACAAAGUCUUAGUUUGAGCUCGUCAAUCGCGCAAAAAUUAUGGUGUUAUGAGUAAUUGUUGUAAAUAUAAGCUUCUAGAAAUCUCCAGACUGAUUGGUCAUGCUGACUUGCAUACGAUAGAACUUUCCAAAAUAUUUCAUCAAGUCACGCAGUUAUUAAGUAAUACUACUAAAGUAGCUCUUUUGUACGCCCUGGAAGGUUCCAGAACACUUUGUGAAAAUAUAUAGACUCACAUAUGUAGUAGUAGGAGUAGUUGUUGUUGUCGCAGCGACGACUGUUUUAAAAGCUAUACCGAGAGAGAGUUACCGCGGAAGAUUGCUCUGGGAUAUAGAUUGUGGUGGGCUUUAUGAAGUUUAUCAACGAUAAGUAUUGUACUGCUUUUGGGAGUCGCUCCUUGUUAAGAACAUUACUCGCUGUGUAAUAAAGUAGUUGAGUUUGUGGGAUUGUUGUCUUUUUUUUGGCGGUCAGAUUAUACCGUGACAAUAGGUUUACUCCGCAAUCAAGUUCUUCGGGGAAGGCCUUAGUGCAGGCAAAUUUUUGGCAAACGAGUGCUUAGUAUUACUUAAUGAAAGAGACCCUUAAAAUAACGGGAAAAUUCUUGUUGCAACCUGUUUCAACGCUUUGUAGGAGAUUCUUUCGAAAUGGCCCGGCGAACUCUGCAUGAAAACGAGACAACUGCAUGAAACACCACAAAAACGUCGAAGAUCUAAUUCUGCGUUAUCAUUUAUAUCAUAAGCACAUGUUUAGUGUAAGUGUUACUAGAAUAGUAGCGUAAUGUUGGUCGAAUAAAAUGACUUUUAACCUUCCUACCAUGUCCAAAAUGCUUUGUGAUACUAGGUACAAUAUGACGGCUGGUCGUUAAUUCUCGGAGGAUGGUGGAUAUCGAUGCCUGAACGUAACGACAGCGCAAAAAACUUUUAUAGUGUCUUGGUUCUUCGGUUCAAAUAAGCUGAUCAUGCAUUGUUAUAGAUGUCUGCUAUAUACACGCGAUAUACAGGCAAUUUUACGAAUGAACUCAUUUUAUGCAUCUGCACGAUUACCAUAUUUAUCGACUUCCUGAAUUUGAUGUCAGCAACGUUACCUCUAGAUUUGACAUGAUGGUUUUUGUUAGGUUUUUGCUAUCACCAUAAAAGCACUCUUAAACUUAAAACUAUAAAGAAACACUGUCGAUAAUUCAGCCGAGAAUUAACAAAGUUUCUUUUUGAACUUCAUUGCCGAAAAAGAGAGCUUGAAAUCAAAAGUGGUGGAAUUGAGUCUCCGCAACACGAUGCUGCAGGCAAAAAUAAUUACCUUAGACAAAUUUGUGGUGUAUUAAAAGGACUUUAUUUUCUGUACAGGAUUUCCUAACCGAGCAGUGUUCGAUAGUAUCUAUGAAUGUUUAAACCGUGGAAGUGAAGGAGAUAACGUUAUCUACUAGCAUUCACAAUCAGAUGAUUUAACGGAAAAUAAGAGAGCUGGUAAAGAUUCCCCUAACUUCCCAUGGUAGCUAACAUCAAAGUAGGAGUUUUGAAAAACUCACUGUAGGCUGAGGCAAGAGUUCAGGGAAGAGCAUUGAAGCAAUUUAUUAAAUAAAGGCAGACUUCUCUAAGCUGAAAAAAAAAAGCUAAAAAAAAAAAAAAAGGCUCAAAGAAGCGUGCAGUUUGUUCACACUAAGGAAUAUUUUGAUCCAGUCUUUUGGUGAAUUGUACGUACCGCGUACAGAUUUACCUAACGCCUUUGCUGACAAUCCUUUGCACGAAUCGCACCGACAUUGUAGCCAUAACUGACAUAAGUUCAGCAUUCUUUAACCGAGACGAAAGAUCUCUCCCAUUUGAACAACUUUAAGGAAUAUCUUCAUCGGUUCGAAAUGAAGGACCGCUUGCAAUGUUUUUUUCUCGAAGACGCCAUCUGCGGCCCUCGAUGCCUCGUUUCCAUGCUAUUCGAACCAGAUUACCUCGGUUAGCUACUAUUCUAGAAUAAGGCUAACAAUGAUAAAAACAAUUAUCUUCCCCAAGCAUUCAUAUUCGUAUUCAAAACAAAAGUUACAUCCCAAACGAGGAGAGGUGGCGUGAGCGUGCAUCUGUACUCUCAUAAAGCACGCUACAGUAAGCCAAUCAGAAUCUUUCUUAGAGUGGUUCAAAUAAUUUAAUCGGUUGAACGAGACUGAAGCUGUCAAAUUGUCAUGCCAUUAAAGUACACAAAUUGAAAUAGAAUGCCGAAUGUCGAAUGCCGAAUGCAAACACCUUGUACAAUUCUGAGCGUUAUCUCUGGGAAGUUAUUAAGAACCUGAACACUCGUAUAGGAAAGUUACUUGAGAUAAAGUGGGCUUUGACAAUACUUUAUUCAUCGAUUCGAUUUAACUUUAAAUUAUUCUGGCAAUUGAUGACGUACACCAUUACUUUCAGUGUUUCUAUAGCUUCAGCUUAGAUUCAGGGAGGAGUGACAAAAAGAGAGCUUUAGAUAUAGGAUGCCAUAUUGUGACAAUUCUGUCUAAAAUUUUAGCCUUGAAGGAUAUCAGUUAUAACACUUCUUUGUAGAACUCAUUUGAAACGUUUUGCUUGUUAUUGAUCUUUGCUAAGACAUCGUCACAGCGAAGUAAAUUUUCAUUCUACGCUUACAUGCACUGAUGAAGGAGAUUAAAACGCAGUCUCUCUUAGAGCGGUCUUGUGCAUUUCGGCUUAAAAAAAUCGAUGUCUUCUAAACCUCACCCACGAAUCCGUCCUUGUCUAAAUAUAGUCUAAACCACCUUGAUUUUUCGAAAUAUUGCAAAGUAAUUUUCUUCCGAGCGAAAAUCGCUUAAGCACUCAAAGGCCCAUUUUCAACGGCGCCGACAUUAAGUAGGUGUCUCAUAAAUUAAUUAGACUACGACCGAUUCAUGGGUAAAGUUUGAAAGAGAUCGAUCUUUUGAUCCGAAAUGCACCGGACCGCUUGUAGAGAGACUGUCUCUAAAUUUCUUGGCUAAGGUUACUAUCGACAAAGCAGGGUGCCUUACCGCAAAAUCGUCUUACGCGUGUUACUUUAAAAUAAUUAAAGUAUGGAAAAUAAUAACCAUAAAGUAAAGAUUCUGGCAUUGAGGAAAAAAAGGUUUUAAAAAGUGUUUCAAUAAGUUGGCACGUGCAUGCCCUUAAACACAAAACUUCAGGUGUCCGCUUAAUUGAAUUGUCAGCCUCCGCGUUAUCGCGGACGUCCAAACUGUAUAUCUUUUGGAGGAUAAUAGGCGAACAAAAGUGAGCGGCGUUUUUUUUUAUUCCUUUGGUUCCUAAGAAAAUCUGUUUUGAAGUUGGACAAAAGAAAAUAUAUCGAUUGUCCUUCUUGUUCUUUGAGAAUUAUAAGCAGAAGAAAAAGUAGGCAAAGAAAGCUAAGGAAGAAGAAAAACGGUAGUGUGAACGAGCUUUGUCUUUGUGUACCUAAGGCGACGUUUAUCUUUAUUUCACCCUUUCCAUGAAGGCUUGUAGUUCUCAACUGAAACUGUGUGGAGCCGUAUUCUUGGACCUAUCUAAGGCCUUCGAUACGGUCGACCACACAAUCAUGCUACGAAAGUUGUCAUCUUUUGGGGUGACUUCUGACACGGCUAAAUGGUUUGAGUCAUAUCUUAAUGGACGAAUGCAAUGUACAUCUUGCGGUUCGGAAUUGUCUGAUUUGUUAUCUGUUACGCACGGCGUGCCUCAGGGCAGCAUUUUGGGCCCUUUGUUAUUUCUUAUUUAUAUAAAUGAUUUGCCCACUUUCAUCAUGCAUUCGGAGGUAGCCCUAUAUGCUGAUGACGCAGUGUUUUAUUGCUAUGACUCAAAACCCAGCUGGUCUGGAGUGCGCCCUAAAUGCCGAAUUGUUGUUGUUAUUUUGGAUUAGGACCUCUCUGUAGAUCACCUACGGGUGAGAGAGCUUCUUGUUUAAAUAUCAAAUAUCAACAAAUCAAAAACUGAAAUAAAAGAAACGCACCAGUACCGAAAGCGUUCAAAUAUGAAAAUACAAAGAUAAGAUUUACUUAAGCAACGUAGACUUGAAGGAAGUCUAAUAAUGUAUUGCUCAACAUCAUCCGCAGCAGGCCGAAACGACUAAUUAGUAAAAGAAAAAUGUGUAAUACAUUAGCGCCGAUAUCUGAUAUGCAGAUCCAAGUAAAGUGGAAAAACAAAGUAUUGGAACUUUUCUGCUGACCAGUUCUGAACUAUGAUUGUAAUGAUGAUAUGUAAACGUGAUAACAAGAAUGAUAAAUAUAAUAAUAAUAUCGACAACUAUAAUAAUAAUCAUGAUUAUAAUAAUAAAGAUAGUAAGGAUAAUAAGACAAGCAAUGAAAUUGGAAACAAAAAAGACAAAGAAACAUGUUUGAUGUGUGAGCUCUUUACAAUAUUUCCAACACUAGUAAUUAAUCAUGCAUUCCAUCCGAAUAUAUUGUUAGCAUCCUUUGUUUAUCUUCAGAGGCAUGGAUUUUUUUGUAUCUGAAGGAGAUUUAGAAAACAUCCAAUGAUUACAGAAAUAAAGAAAAUACGUGAAAAAUACUGAAAAGGAAACAAAUCAAAAUGGUAUAGACAGCGGUUUAUAAAGACCUCAUGUGAUCGAUCUGGAAACACAUGCAAAACUGCAAUCUGUCUUUCCCUUCCGUAAUAUGGAAAUUUUAUGACAGGCGUCGCUAGGGCGAAGCAAUGCAUAUUUCUAUUCCCUGAAACUCUAAAGACGUAAAACGUGAUAAAUAAAUGCUGUUGACGCAAUGUGAUUUUAACGCUUCACUCCAACUGUAUAUGUUCAUUUAACCUUUUUUAUCAAGCCGAAAUACACUGGAUAAAAUGAUAUUGCAAUUCUGAUUCAAUGAUAGAGGCACUCCGACCCUUUUCCUAAUUUACAGUCCGUUGGGUCGUGUAGAUGUCGAUCAAGUCGCGUAAAUAAAGUAGAAGGCAAAAACUGAAUGAAGAUAUAUGACGAUAUAUGACAAGAGAACAUCAACUGUUGAUAUUCUCUUGGACGAUAUAACUAAAAAUAUAACAAGUAAAUAAAUGGAUUAACGAAUAGAAAGAAUUUGUUAUACCACAAACGCUUGGAGCGAGUAACGGACUUUUCUAUUUUCCCUUUCUAUUUUGUUAACUUUUUUAGAAAUUUAUUCGGUUUUCCUUCUCUAUUUCUCUGGUUCUUUAUUAAAUUUUUUUAUUCGUUAUUUUGCUAGACAAGAUGUCAGACCUGAAGCUACCAAAUCGAAGCUUAGCUGCUGUUAUAACUGAGGCAGGCAUCUGCCUUACACUGAACAUCACAAGCAUCAUUGGAAACAGUCUGGUUUGUAUAGCAGCAUACAGAAACCCAAAGUUACGAUCGACCACCAACCUGUACAUCAUUGCUUUAGCAGUCAGCGAUUUGCUGUGCGCAACAAUUGAAAUGCCUUUAGCUUCUUCAACGCUUGUUAUUGGAAGAUGGGACUUUGGCGACGUCGUAUGCGAAAUUCAAGGCUUUGUUGAUGUUUUCACCACAUACGCGACCCCAGCAACCCUUGGUUUGACAGCAAUCAACCGCUAUGUGAAAAUUGUGAAGACGGCGAAACAUAAGAAAUAUUUUUCGCCCCUCAGAUCCAAAAUUUGGUUGUUUUGCGUUUGGACUUUUCUUGUGCUUUACCUUUUGACUAGUCGAGCGACAAAUUUUCUCAGUUUUGAAUUCGUACCUGGCUUUGACGUGUGCACCCUUGGUUUCGCAAAUCAGAGGGUUCGAGUCGUUCAUUUUUGCAUAACAAUUGGAUUGUUUUUCGUUGUACCGCUAUGCAGUGGUAUAUUCAGCUACUACAAGGUAUUAUCCACUACCCAUCAACAUCAAGUGAACACAGCUCCAUCGCUCGGUGACAGGACUAAUUGUGGAAGAAGAAGUUCAUUGAAGGAGAUACACGCUACUCGAGUCUUGUUGUACGUGGCCGCUGGAUUUUUGUGUUGCUGGAUACCAAUGUGGGCAUUUAUCCUUUGGAAGCGUUUCUCUCCAGAAACCUGUCCUAGAAGAGCAGCAAUUCUCGUCCCGUUUUUCCUUUUUCUGAGCGCUACAAUAAAUCCUUUUAUUCACGCUUUCACAAAUUGUGGGUUCCAAACCGAAUUUCGCAAACUUCUGUGCUGUGGUCACACAUCAAACGAAGUUGUCGCGGCUAAUGUCAACGAAGCGAUCGGAGAGGUGGAGGACGAAGCGAAUGUGUAAUACUUAAACAGACGGCAAGACCAUUGAUUUUUCAUUUGUAUUGUAAAUAAGCUUCAGUUUGAGUUCAAUUCUUUUUUUCCCUUUUUCCUAAGGAUAACCACCUUUUCGCCAUAGUUUUAUCGUAAAUCGAUUAAGAUAAUGUUGACUCGGGGGAAGUGAAAGUUUUCGUUCAAAUUACCACGAAACAUGUUAUAAAAUGUACCGAAAAACUCUUCUCCUUGCGUGAAACCUAUUGUUUAAUCGUCUAAUGGUCUCGACAUAAUCGAAAAUUAGCCAUAAAUGGCUAGGAAAUAACUCAUUGAAGUCUUUUCAGUUAUUUUCAUGAAUGUACAAUCUGUUUUCAUACUUGUUAGCGUAUUAAUAAAACAAAUUACGACAUCUGAAAAUAUAUCUCCUCAAAGCAGAGAAGUCGCGGUUAAUGGAGAUGGAAAUUGUUUUUACCGAGCUAUUCUCUGUCAUCCAAAUAUUGAUGUUAAGGAUACACGUUGGAAGGACAUAUUUAAAAUGAUGACAUAUCAUGACGCUCAGGGAAUAAUCGAAAUACCUCUAACUUCUUGAACAUUAACGCUGAUCGUUGGAAAACUUUAGUUUUCGACGCGCGUGUGCCUAAAUGAUAAAGGAAAAAAUAAAAAGCAAUAUAGUGCCCUAAUGUGUGGGAUGACAGCGAUCCUUGAGAGGUAAAAUAAAAAUACAAAUAUAGCGAGAUAAUGUGACGCUUACAGCUGACAUGUUCGAUCAAGGCAAUAAAUUUUAAAUUUAGAAAGACUCAUUGUAACUAGCUUUCCUCGUCAUCUGUCACUUUCCAGAACGAGCCGUCAGAAGUUACUUUGAACUGAUAAUUAGUCAGAACAAUUUUCCUUUUGACCGGCUGUUCAAAGGUAAUAAAUAGUUGGCUUCGUGAUGCAAACGCCUUGCUAGACUAUAAGCGAUAUCGCCGUAGCUUUUAAGCGAAACUGAGGAUCUAUUUAGGAAAGUUCUUGAAAGUGAGGUACGUUGAGACAAUUAUUUAUUUACCAAGCUCCUUCGUUGGUAUUACAACAAACAAAAACAUCAGCUUUAGAAACUUUUUACGGUGGCCAAUAUACGUUACCAAUUCAAAAUUUUAGUUUUCGAUACGUUUGUAUGAGCAAAAGGAAACUUGAAAGUAUAUGCCCUUAGGUAGGAUAAUAACUAUGCUGAUUGAAGCAAUCGAUUCCAAGUCUCGUGUAAAGUGCAAAAAUGACAAAUGCUACGUUCCUAAAUAUAAGCUAUGUCUACACUGAUAUGCAAAAUCAAACGAUUGCUAUGUCACUGUUAUUCAUUGAAGCUUACGCCACCUUAGCCGAAUGCUGUUCUCUUGCUCGUUUCUCUUUUGUUUGAUAUACCUUUGAAAGUACGCAUUUUGGGUCAAAGAAAAUUUCAAUUACGUUGAAAAAAAAAUGUGCAGGUAAGACUUACGUAUCUUACGAACAACAAAAUCACCAUGCGUAGACACCCUGCCUUUGCGUCACAAAAAUUAUCUAAAUAAUUCUUAUAAAGACCUUCGAAAAAUUUUGACUCGAAAAUUGUAUUUUAGCAGCGCCUAAAUACUAUAUAACAGAGAAAACAAAGCGAUCUAAAAUACAACAGACCACAAAGAGCAACCUUGGGUUUUUCUAUUCAAUCGUAUUUAAUACGACUUAAAGUGAAACUUGCCUUUGACAGCAUAUUUACUCCGCCUAUUCAUCCGUCAUAUUGGAUAUUUACGAGAAUUACUCUAAACUCCCGUUCCCCGUUCUCUGUUCCUCGUUCCUCAUCUUCCAUUUCCUGUUCUUGGUUUUAAAAAAAAACAUCCAGUUAAAAGCGCACGUUAAGAGUACAAAGUAUUUUUUAUUUUCUUAUUAUUAUUAUUUUUAUCGGGAUCAAGGGAUACACCAGGAGACUACGAGUUACAAUCGUAACCAAAAUUAUGCAAUUCCGUCGAGCGGUUACCGUUUGUAGUGCAUGGAAAAAUUUGAAAAGUUCUCUCCCUGUUACUCUACAUUCCAGCGUCUUUCAACUUCUUCCUGUUUUAUAAUUUAUCGUAUUACUUUGCUUUUUCCAAUAAAUGAAGAUUUACUUGAAUAGCCUUUAGGAAAAGUUUAUGGUAAUUUUUCUUUUUAUAUUAUUUCGUAUUCCCGACCACUGGUAAAUGGCUUGAUUUCCGGUUGCCCGCGACAGAACUUUUCGUGGUCAGUGGAGUAACACUGUAGGGAAGCUCUGACACGACACACUUGUGUGCGUUCAGGGAAGAUUAUCAUACACUGAUCCAUUAGUGUAGGACCAGCAUUGAAGAGCUGAUUUAAAGGUACUAUUAUCAAGUUGCUACUGAUUGGAAGUUACAUGCAAUACAAUCCCUUUUAGAUAACAGCAGGGAAAAUUACUUAUCUGCUUAUGCUCAAUCGGCUGUCACGCCAAGAGGCGGAAGUUAGCGAAAUAUUUUAACUUAUGCACGGGACCUAAGUUGUUUUACGAUUUUGACAUGUAGAUAUUCAUAAUCUUCAGGUUUGACAAUAUGUAGGGAAAUACUGGAAGAGUUCGUUUGAUUUUUGGGUACGUAACGUUCUUCAGUGAUGGUUGCUUGACGAGAGAUCAUAAGUUGUCUAGAUCGGUCGUUCCUAUUCCAGUAUUGAUAUGCCGGUUUACUUUAUUCCCUCUAAAACCAAACUGACAAUAAGAACUUCAAGGAAGAGACGUCUCUUUUUUAAUGUCGAAAGAAGUCGAAAAAACAGUAGCUUGACAAAAAAACUGAAUCGAUCGUCAAACAUUCGCUGGUUGUGUAAGGUACAUUAACGGUUUAAAAUGAACCUUCAAACUUUAAUCUGUGCAAUAGUCCGCGGUUUUUAUCGGUUUACCAGUGUAAUAACCCACUCGGGAUGUUGGAAGAAAGAAAAAGAAAACUUUGUAAAUUGCUAGCCAGAAGCGGAUGAUGGAUCAGUUUGAUAUCAGAUACUUUAGCUAACAGUUUCCUUGAGCUCUUUUCAAUGAUUUAAAGCGUGUUCACUUAGUAAUGAAAACUAAAAGUUACCUUAUAAAUGUCUCUUGAUUCGUGUGCUUGUGUUUAUAUGGUAUAUAUAUAUAUAUAUAUAUAUAUAUAUAUAUAUAUACACAUACAUUACAUACGAUCAUCGGACAGAUUUCAUCGGAUAUAUUUAUAUAUAUAUAUAUAUAUGUGUAUAUAUACGUAAAAUGCUGUUGGAGAGUGCUCAACACAAGGUAGACUAAAUCAGUUCUAAAUGACUAAAAAACAUUUGAUUCCCUUAACCAUCUUUGACCAUUUAAUUUCGUCAGAUUCAAUUCCGACACACUCGUCAAACAAUAAAAUUCAAAUAUUGAGGCAGCCCCAGAGGUCACCCUCUUUUCUUCUGAUUUGAAAUCAAACUGAACAAAACAUGGUUUAUUGAUAUCUUAAGAAACCUAUGACGAUAUCAUUUCAACAAGGAAAUGAAAUAUUGCUGUUUUACUUGUCUCGUAGAAAAAUUUAUCGUUAAAUCAUUUGGUAUAUUCUUAUUUUGCUACAAAAAGGGUAUUCUUGUUGCAUCGUGGGAGGAAAAAAACAGUUUGCUGAAAUGGAUUUGAGCUCAUGGAACAUGUUCUGGCUCCUGUGUUUUGGAUUGUUGGCGAUACUGAUCGUCUUUGGAAAUACUCUAACCAUCUGGAUAUUCCUGAAGCAGAAACAACGCAAACGAACUUCUUUUCUUCUAAUCAGCUUGUCUGUUGCUGAUUUACUUGUGGGAUUGUUGACCAUCCCUCUUUUUACAGCAGUAUAUGAAGCAUCUUCGGUAACUGUAAGCAUGGUAUUCCGCCGUGUUGACGUUUUCACAGCGUUAGCUUCCAUCUACACUCUUGGCGUCAUUUCCGUGGAGAGAAUGUUUGCCGUCGCUUGGCCCUAUCGUCACAGAACUUUGAAACUGCGUGCUUACAUCUGUGCUAUUGCCACACCGUGGAUCAUGGCAACAAUAAUCACUGUUUUACUUUUUACUCUUAACAGUGUAAGGGGCCUUCUUAUAUUUUGUCCUGCCGCGCCUCUUAUAGUUAUGUGUCUUGCAUAUUAUGCUAUUUGGAAGAAACAGAGAUCACCGAUGGGUAACCAGAAUCAGUCAAGAGAGGCGAGGUUAGCAAAGACUUUAUUUUUGAUAACAGGAGCUUCUAUUUUGACUUGGCUUCCAUUUCAAAUUCUUAAUAUAGUGUUAUACUUUGGCGUUAUAGGAAAUUUUUCGUACUCGACAUUUACAUUCCUAUUCGUUAGGGUCUUACAAUUUAGCAAUUCUCUCGUGAACGUGAUAAUUUAUCCGUUUAGAAUCCCAGGAUUUAGGCAAACUCUUUGGCGGAUACUCCGCUGU